This is a messenger RNA of Etheostoma cragini (Arkansas darter), 1680 nucleotides long. Its product is annotated as inward rectifier potassium channel 16-like. Gene Ontology annotation, biological process: regulation of monoatomic ion transmembrane transport; potassium ion import across plasma membrane. The coding region runs from base 116 to 1264 and encodes 382 amino acids. NCBI's taxonomy places the organism in Eukaryota, Metazoa, Chordata, Actinopteri, Perciformes, Percidae. The transcript has 2 exons. Gene Ontology annotation, cellular component: plasma membrane. Gene Ontology annotation, molecular function: inward rectifier potassium channel activity. The record is from RefSeq and is a predicted model, not a curated record.
UCCACUUGGAGGUUACUUCCAAGGUGGCGUCGUUUAAUGCUCGGCAGAACUGAUGAGACACCUGACAAACUCUAGUUUCUACUUUGCAAGAGACUGAAAGGCCGCUCUGGUCAUAAUGAGCACAGAGAGAAGCGAGCAGGUCAUCAUUGAUACCUGCUACACUACAGUCCACACACUGGGCAGGAAAAAUGAGGUUAGGCGGCUACGCUACAUGCAGAAAGAUGGCAGCUUCCCUGUGGUUUUCCAGAAGGCCCCUGGACAAUGGACUCUGUACCUGAUAGACAUCUUCACCACUCUUGUGGAGAUCCGCUGGAGGGUGAUGCUCCUUAUCUUUUCCCUCUCAUACAUUUUCUCUUGGCUCUUUUUUGGUCUCUGUUAUUGGCUCAUUGCGUAUGUACAUGGGGAUGUUGAUGAGGCAGAGCAUGCAAUAUGUGUAGACAAUGUGCGUGGCUUUACUGGAGCCUUUAUGUUCUCAAUGGAGACCCAGGCAACUAUUGGCUACGGAUUCAGGGGGAUGACUGAGAACUGUAUCGUGGCAAUAAUUUUGGUGACGGUUCAAGAUGUAUUUAGCUGCCUCCUUGACACCAUCAUCAUUGGUAUUGUUGUUGCUAAAAUGGCAUCUGCUCGUAAGAGAUCUCAAACGGUUGGUUUUAGCAGCUGUGCAGUGGUCAACCUGCGAGACGGGGUCCUGUGUUUGUCUUGGCGACUUGGGGACUUCAGGGGCAAUCACAUCCUGGAGGGUGUUGCCAGGGCUAUGUUAGUCCGCUAUGUGAAACAUCCAAUGGGGUCAAUUGUGAUGUCAUACAAGGACCUGCACAUCCAGAAUCAAGACAUUGUACUCGCCACACCAGUCACUAUUAUCCACAAGCUGGAGCCUGGCAGUCCCCUCUACAGCCUCGGGUCUGACGACCUGCUGGGGGACGACUUUGAGCUAGUGGUGUCUUUCACAUACACCGGUGACUCUACAGGUAUGCUCCACCAGACUCGAACUUCCUACACACCAGCAGACAUCCGCUGGGGCCAGCGCUUCCAGGAAAUGCUGAAACUGGACAAGAGGCACUACAAGGUGGACUACGCUCGGUUCAACGCGACCACGUGGGUGCCUGUGCCUCUGCUCAGUGCAGAACAGUUAGACAGGAGGGGUCGUCCUGUAGAGGGCAGUCAGUCCCGCUGUCCUCUCUUUGCUUCGAAUAAGAGAAAUGGACACACUUCCAAAGUGAAUCCUGAAAUCACCAAAGAGGUGAUGCACCAAACCUGUUUGUAAGGUGAACUUGUGAUGGUCAGUGUGAUGAGAUGCUCUUGUAAACAUGUUUAUAUGAAACUUAUAGUGUUUGUAAGUUUUCUUAAUGCUUUAAAAAAAUAAAAAUAAUGAUACACUAACAUUUAAUACACGUUUCCCUUGUAAAACUCUGAAAUAUGACUUAUGAUCAAAUACAUUAUGUAAUGCCAGCACACUGUGUUGAUCCUCUUUGUAGCUUUACACUGCCACCUUGUGUUCACUGAGCGCGCCUAAUAUCACUCCAGCACUGGUGACUAUUAAAAAAAGUCACAGCUAUCACAAUAAAAGUAAGCCCUACUCCACACUACUCUCAGUAUAUUUGCUUGAUUUGUUGACAUAAAAUGACAAACACAUGACACAAACUCCAAUUUUACCUAAAACUAAAUUUACAAAUCACAACC